UCUUAACUGUUUGCAAGUGUCCACUUUGCGGUCGUGCCUCAACAAACUGUUUGUUCCCAGUGUUGGUUUUGUGUGUUAGAGUUUUGGUAUCAGAGUUUCACCAUGUGUUUUUGCAGGAGUGGAGUCACAUAGGGCAAAGAAGAGCUUCAGCCCAGACGAAAACAUUUUAAGGACAAUUCCACAAUGGCUGACAAGAGAACUACUCCUCACUUUGACAUCAAAACCAUCCUCAAGUCAUUUAAGCCAGUUGUGGACGACUCCCUGUUGUCAGAUGCACCUUUGGUUGAAGUUGCCGUGUGCAAAAUAAAAGACAAAAAACACAUUUCAAGAUUGGUUCUAGAACUCAACGACAAACUACCGAUCCCUACGUUGCAGCACUUGAAAAGAGUUUACCAGGACCAUAUCAUUCUGUACUUGACAUCGGAGCGAGACGAGGAAUGUUUAAAAGAUGACAAACUGGACAUCACAGGACUGGAUUUGGAUUCUUUGAAACUCAUACAAAUUCCCAAAUCAAUGCCAAGAACUUUAAAACAAUAUUCAAGAGUGAAGUCGAUAUGGUCUUGUUCUUUUCACGAAGAUAAAUAUCUGGAGAAGUUAUUGUCCAAUACCUUAUUCACGGUCGGGGAGAUGGAACAGCACUGCAGGUGGAUGAGAGAAGCUAUAGGUGCAGCGAGAAGAAGUAAAACGUCAGUUGGAGCUGCAAUUGUUGAUCCCGUCAACAAAUCUUUGUUGGCUGUAGCAGCAGAUGAUAGGCAAACUCAUCCUAUAAGACAUGCGGUCAUGGUGGCUGUGGAUCUGAUCGCUCGUUCUCAAGGAGGCGGUGUCUGGCCGGUGAAAGAAGAUGACUUUGUUUUCCAACGUGAUGUGCAAAAACCAGUUGUGACUCACGGCAAACGAGAUUUGGAGGGGGUGGAAAAACCUGUGGGUCCGUAUUUAUGCACUGGCUACGACAUUUACAUCACCCGAGAACCUUGUGCAAUGUGUGCUAUGGCCAUGGUGCACAGUAGAGUUAGACGAGUGUUUUACGGGUGUGAAAGACCGACAGGAACUCUCGGAUCUUUGACAAAAAUUCAUACUCUCAAAGGACUCAACCACCGUUACGAAGUCUUUAAAAACCUACUUAUGGAAGAAUGCUUGGACCUGUGUGGGUAGUAGAAUUACAAUAAAGCUUUUUAUUUUA
Macrosteles quadrilineatus (aster leafhopper) is the source of this 1180-nucleotide messenger RNA. RefSeq names its product probable inactive tRNA-specific adenosine deaminase-like protein 3. The transcript has 3 exons. Gene Ontology annotation, cellular component: cytoplasm; nucleus. The record is from RefSeq and is a predicted model, not a curated record. Bases 184 to 1152 code for a protein of 322 amino acids. Gene Ontology annotation, molecular function: tRNA-specific adenosine-34 deaminase activity. Lineage: Eukaryota; Metazoa; Arthropoda; Insecta; Hemiptera; Cicadellidae.